AUGACACGGCUCUACCCUGCUGCUCCAGCCCCGCUCUUAUGCACCCUCGCCGUCCUGUUCAAAACGUCUCUGGCAGUGAACCACGUACCGAUGCUGCUUUGGUCAACUCGGAGUUCACAGUGGAAUCCAGACACUGCUUUGCACGAAGGACACGUUGUCUCAGCACAGGAGCUGACUGGACUCUUGCAACCUGUUUUUACCCAGAACUCCAGAAACCUCAUCUUGUUCCUGCAAGAUACACUUAGCGUAGAGGAUUUCACGUACCUCACUGAAUCCUAUGGGAGCAAGAAUCCAUUUCAAAACGUUCAGGAAAUUCUUCAGUCUUCUCCUUCGUCUUUAGUUUUGCCAGCUGUUGACUGCAAAGCUACCAGGUAUCUUCUGAGCUUUCUUCAGGAGUCAGGAGAUUGGAAGUUAACAAACGUAACUGAUCUCAAUGUCUCUCAGCUGGAAGUGGAUACAUCUAAAUCAAACUUACUGGUGGUUCAGCUACAACCACUUGUCAGUGUUUUAAAUGAGAUUUCCACCCUGGAAGCAAUUGCUGAAAAUGACAAAAUAAUUGGAAGACUGACCAUGGAUCUGCAGGAACGAGGGAUUCAUUUUUCAGUAAUUUAUACUGCAAUGAAACCUUCAAGGAUUACUAGAAGAACUGAUGUGGUGGGGGAAUUAAGACGACAAUUAAUGGCCACUGAGGAAGAAGAUAGUUUAUCAUAUUCUCCUCUGAAUGUGACCACUGGAAAUAAUACAUGCAUCCUUUUUUAUGCUAGUAAUUUCAGCCUCAAAGCCAACAGUUCAGUUUUUAUAGAUUUGACAAAUGCAACAUUUGUAACCCAGAAUGUGGAUAUCUCUUCCUCUGAGUGCUCAGACAUCAACACAACACUGUCAUUAAAAUACACAAAUCCAGUGAAUGGAAUCAGCAGCCUAGAGAUAAGGUUUUUAAUGGCCAACAAGUUCUAUGGAGGCUCGGCUAGAAAUUGGUCCACUUUAGAUUCAGUUGAGAUUGUUCAAGAUGGAGAAAAGUUUGCUAGAUUUAAUGUUUCUGUCAUCUCUGCUCCUGCAGAGUAUUCAUUUCAUUGUCAGCUGGUGGGAACAAGCAAUCUCUAUCCUACAAGGUUGAUUCCAUCCAACAACGAGGCAAAGAACUGGGAUGUUUUCAUUUCCAGGUUGCAACUUCAAGGCUUCAACAUUGAAAACAACCAAUUUUCCUAUGCAAGUGACUGUACAGGCUUUUUCUCUCCUGGAAUCUGGAUGGGUUUGGUGACAUCUGUAGUUCUACUGUGGAUCCUGGCCUAUGGAAUCCAUAUGAUCAUGCAGCUCACAACAAACAGCAGAUUUGAUGAUCCCAAAGGUCCAGCUCUGUCAGUUCCUCAGACAGAAUAACCAUGGAUUGAUUUAAUGCUGCUAUGGCUUUUCCUGUUCUGAUAUUUAUGAUUUUUAUAACUUUCACUUCAU
Eurypyga helias (sunbittern) is the source of this 1449-nucleotide messenger RNA. It is a transcript of the gene ATP6AP1, whose product is annotated as ATPase, H+ transporting, lysosomal accessory protein 1. The coding region runs from base 1 to 1377 and encodes 458 amino acids. The transcript is spliced from 10 exons. Gene Ontology annotation, cellular component: proton-transporting V-type ATPase complex. Lineage: Eukaryota; Metazoa; Chordata; Aves; Eurypygiformes; Eurypygidae. The record is from RefSeq and is a predicted model, not a curated record.